GUCUAUCUUGUGAGUCCGCGCGUUGUCACGUUUUUCCUCUGUGAAGCUUUCGGGCCGAGGGGAUCCAGGGCAGAGCGUCCCAGUGAGCCUUCUACUUAACAGAAAUGACUGAGGCAGAAGUAAAUCCAAAAGCUUAUCCACUUGCUGAUGCUCAGCUCACUAAGACACUACUGGAUCUUGUGCAGCAAUCUUGUAAUUACAAACAGUUACGCAAAGGAGCCAAUGAAGCCACUAAAACUUUAAACAGAGGUAUUGCAGAAUUCAUUGUGAUGGCUGCAGAUGCUGAACCCCUUGAGAUUAUCCUUCAUCUCCCGCUACUUUGUGAAGACAAGAAUGUGCCCUAUGUGUUUGUGCGCUCCAAGCAAGCCUUAGGCCGGGCAUGUGGUGUUUCUCGGCCUGUUAUUGCCUGUUCCAUUACUAUCAAAGAAGGCUCACAACUGAAGCCUCAAAUUCAGUCUGUCCAACAAGCUAUUGAAAGACUAUUGGUCUAAAUCUGACAAAAAACUGGGAAAAACAAGACUUUAUAUGAAUAUUUUGUUCAACAACUGUUUGUAAAAUAUUUGCUUUUAUUAGGUUUUUAAAUCUAGAAGAUUAUUUUCUUCAGUCACAGCUUGUUGUUUAGGCCUUUAACUAAAGAUUGCUUGCUCAUUCUUUUAAGUCAGGAGGAGGCAAAUUUAUGCCCUCUAAAGAUUUAGGACAAUAACUUGCAGUUGCCAGGCAGUAUUGGCAAGAGGUAAAGAUUUGUGGGAGUUCUAGUUAGAAAAAUAGUUCUAAUCCCAAACCACUGAAGUGGGUGAGGAGCCUGCUGACUUUAGGGAGGGGGCUAUCUGGAAACUCUGCAGCAUGGUCAAAUUUUCACCUUGCUUUUUGAUGGAUUUUAAGGGUGGGAAUUAGAGGCUUCCCAGAGAUAACUUACCCAGAUUUCUAUUCUAAAACUGCCCAGAUGUUCAGAAAAUAGGCUGAAAUGGCUCUACCAGAAUUUAGCAAGUUUGCCGGUGAAUUUUAGUGGCAUGACUUCAAGAUGCUUGGGGUCCAAAUGCAGACUGCACACUGGUCACCUCUGCUUGAAAGGGUAUUAGGUUGCCUAUCCCUGCAUUUAAAUCCUUCUGAUGCAAAACAAUUCUCCAAUGGGAUUUAAACUAAUUCUUUGAUAAUAACUAGCUUCACUUGAAGAUGAGUUUGUGUAUAAGUUAGUGUUCAAAUAAUACAAAGUAUAUAAUGUUUUGUUCAAUAACCGAUGGCCUGUUGAAGGUUAUUUGGUUUUUUGGAGCUAGCCUAGAAAAAAAACAAGGCUUCCUCCCUAACCUGAUACAGUUUGAUAGGACAGCAUUGUAAGAAACAUUUUUUCAUUUGCUCUUUGUUACUAUAGCUAGAGGCUUUAACUUUUUCAGAAAUAAAUUACAAUAAGUAACAUGUCCAGUAUCUAAUGUGAAAUUGAGCUAUAGCACUGAUCCUGGUAAGCGUACUCUUCUAAUUUUUACCAAGUCAGUGCUCCAUUAUAGAAAGAAGUGUUGGGAUGCUGGCCUUCCCUCUAGCCUUCCACUGCAGCUGCAUAAGGAUGAAAUGACAGCAAGCUAUUGGCACUGUUUUAUCAGCAAGACUUUUAAACAUUAUGGAGCAUUGUGAAUGUUCGUUAUUUCUGCUUUUUCUUUUUGGCCCAGAUAGAAGAGGAACAUAGCAAACAAUUUUAGUAUGGCAUACAUUUUUUAGAUGCAUAAAUAGGAUUAUAUGUUGCAUGUGUUAAUCUGCUCACCUAUGCAAGAAUGCCUGUCACUCAACAGUCGUUAUGGUGAUUGGGCACUGUUAAUAAAAUUAUUACUGUCUGUA
This is a messenger RNA of Python bivittatus (Burmese python), 1827 nucleotides long. It is a transcript of the gene SNU13, whose product is annotated as small nuclear ribonucleoprotein 13. The record is from RefSeq and is a predicted model, not a curated record. Gene Ontology annotation, biological process: ribosome biogenesis. Gene Ontology annotation, molecular function: RNA binding. NCBI's taxonomy places the organism in Eukaryota, Metazoa, Chordata, Lepidosauria, Squamata, Pythonidae. Gene Ontology annotation, cellular component: nucleolus; ribonucleoprotein complex.